AAAUAAUUUAGUUUGACGAUGGCAUCAGCUUUGUGUAGAUGUUGCAAAAGAUCGAAACUUAUAUAAAAGACAGCAACCCGGGGAACCGCAGAUUCUGCACCUAAAGAGUGGGCAUCUCAGAGGAAGAGCCUCGAAAGCGAAUCAGUUGUACGAAGCUAGCUCUCUCACAAUAUACACUAGCCGAUUGGAAAUAAUUAUUCUGACGAUGAGGCUGACCAUGAGGAAUUUGGGCAGUUUCGCCAAGAUGCUGGACUUCUAUUCGCAAUUUAAUCCUUCGCCGUUGUCCAUCAAGAAGUUUAUCGAUUUUGGAUUGAGCGCAUCUGAACAAAAGUCAUUCAUUUUCCUUCGCAAAGAGCUUCCGGUACGACUGGCAAACAUAAUGAAAGAAAUAGCGCUUCUGCCUGAGAACCUGUUGAGGAUGCCGUCCGUGGUUGCCGUGAACGAUUGGUACAUCCGCAGCUUCCAGGAGAUAAUCGAAUUCGAAAAGUCCGAUAUUAAUGGAAAAACUCUCGAGCACUUCUGCGACAGUCUCGUCAAAAUCCGCAACAGACAUGCAGACGUCGUGGAAACGAUGGCGCAGGGUGUGCUCGAACUGAAGGAAUCCCACGACGUCGACCAUCAGACUGAACACAGCAUACAGUAUUUCCUGGACAGAUUCUACAUGUCCAGGAUAUCCAUAAGGAUGCUCAUCAAUCAACACACAUUACUUUUUGGCGGACAACUUGAGAACGCGCCAGGUCCGAAUCGCAGCAAGUACAUCGGUUGCAUCGAUCCCCAUUGUGAUAUUGUCAGUGUGAUCAAAGACGCAUACGAAAAUGCGAGGUUCCUCUGUGAUCAAUAUUAUCUGGCAUCACCAGAUUUAAUAAUCAAUGAGUCGCAGCAUAACGAAGUUGAACACGAACGCGACAUCAGGAUCGUCUACGUACCUUCACACUUGUACCAUAUGCUGUUCGAGCUGUUCAAAAAUUCCAUGAGAGCCGUCAUGGAAUACCAUGGAUCAGUCGAUCAAUAUCCGCCGAUCACUGUUACCGUAGCAAAAGGCAAGGAGGAUAUAUGUCUGAAGAUGUCAGAUCGAGGUGGUGGCAUAUCUCGAAGCACGACCGAUCACUUAUUCAAGUAUAUGUAUUCGACUGCGCCUCAACCCAGCAAAUCGGACGCUCACACUGUACCUUUAGCGGGGUACGGUUAUGGACUUCCGAUAUCUAGAUUGUAUGCCAGGUAUUUCCAUGGAGAUUUGGUGUUAUUAUCGUGCGAAGGUUACGGAACUGAUGCAGUCAUCUACAUGAAGGCACUGUCAAACGAGGCAAACGAACUUUUACCCAUAUUCAACAAGACGACCUCGAAAUUCUACAGAACUGUCGUUCAAACUGGUGAUUGGUCGAAUCAAGCCUCGAAUUUAACCAGCAGGCAACUGAGCACCAACAUCAAGAAACAUCAAUUGCCGCAAUCGGUGCAGGAGACGAUGACCGGCACUGGCGGCAUCUAAAACCUCUUGACUAAAUGUGAAACAUCAGAAAUUCAUUUUUACCAAAAAAAAAA
Molecule: messenger RNA, 1539 nt
Organism: Nicrophorus vespilloides
Lineage: Eukaryota; Metazoa; Arthropoda; Insecta; Coleoptera; Silphidae
Gene: Pdk
Product: pyruvate dehydrogenase (acetyl-transferring) kinase, mitochondrial
Exons: 6
Coding region: 206-1486 (426 amino acids)
Biological process (GO): regulation of glucose metabolic process; protein phosphorylation
Cellular component (GO): mitochondrion
Molecular function (GO): pyruvate dehydrogenase (acetyl-transferring) kinase activity
Source: RefSeq, a predicted model, not a curated record